AAGGGCACCUCAGCACACAGGGCUCAGAAUCAUCUCAUCCUUAGAUGUGCUGAGACUAAAUAAGACUAAAAGUUUUCUGGAGGUUAUCACGCAUAGCACUUAAAAUGAAAUUUGGAGUAUUUCAGACCCAUGGAUCCUCGUGGACCAGCUUCAUCUUUUCUUCCUUGAUGCUGUGCAUGUGGACUAGUGUAGAGAGCUGGUCCUACUACUACUCUGACAAAAAGAUGGUUUGGGAUGAAGCUAGAGACUGGUGCCGGGAGAACUACACAGACAUGGUGGCCAUCCAGAACAAGGGGGAGAUCAGGCAUCUCAUUAAAUGGCUGCCCAAGAAAGACACCUACUACUGGAUUGGGAUCCGCAAGAUCAAUGACACCUGGACAUGGGUCGGGACCAACAAGGCUCUGACAGUAGAAGCAACCAACUGGGCAAGGGGUGAACCAAACAACCAAAACAAACAUUUAAAAGGAGGUGCUGGUGAGGAUUGUGUGGAGAUGUACAUCCAAAACCGAUAUGCAGGAAGAUGGAACGAUGAGAGGUGCACAAAGCUGAAGUAUGCUCUGUGCUACACAGCUGCUUGUAAGAAUGACUCAUGCCACCACGGAGAAUGUGUGGAGACCAUCAACAGCCACAAGUGUGAUUGUUUUACUGGCUUCUACGGAGAAAAGUGUGAGCAAGUUGUUAAGUGCAACAAAGAAGAGGUGACCACCCCAGAUAAGGGGAGUGUAAACUGCACUCAUAAGUAUGGUGACUUCUCCUAUGACUCCUCAUGUCAGUAUUCCUGUGAGGAAGGAUACCAGCUGAAUAUGUCAAGACCCCUGACAUGCACUGGCACCGCAAAGUGGUCAGAGCAGCCUCCUACAUGUGAACCGGUUCAGUGUCAGGAGCUGUCUCGUCCAGAAAGAGGAUCCAUAAAGUGCUCCGAUCCCCUUGGCCCGUCCAGCUACCAGUCCACCUGUGAGUUCACCUGCAAUGAAGGCUAUGUUCUCAGUGGUUCCCCCUCUAACACUCUGCGAUGUGAAGCAUCGGGAAAUUGGAAUUCCUCAAAGCCGUUUUGUGAAGUGGUCCAGUGCCCUGCUCUCCAGGAGCUAGAGAAUGGCGUUGCCAGCUGUGGAGAUGAUGCAGACAUGAGGUUCAGCUACGGAAACACCUGUAGCUUCAGCUGUGCACCUGGCUACCAACUGGUGGGGCCGAGCAGGGUGACAUGCACAUCAGCAGCUGAGUGGAGUGAGAAGAUGCCUCGCUGUGAAGCAAUCACUUGCAAGGUUCCAGAGGGAGAUGCUCCCCUGAUCACCCAGUGCAGCCAGCCUUUGACUGAACUGCGGCCAGACUCCAAUUGCAGCUUCAGCUGUGAAGAAGGCUUUGAACUGCAGGGUGCGCAAAUCAUUCAGUGUUCUGAGGACGGACAGUGGAGCGAAGCCAUACCAACCUGCAAUGUGGUUCAGUGUCAGGAGCUGUCUCAUCCAGAAAGAGGAUCCAUAAAGUGCUCCAAUCCCCUUGGUCCGUCCAGCUACCAGUCCACCUGUGAGUUCACCUGCAAUGAAGGCUAUGUUCUCAGUGGUUCCCCCUCUAACACUCUGCGAUGUGAAGCAUCAGGAAAUUGGAAUUCCUCAAAGCCGUUUUGUGAAGUGGUCCAGUGCCCUGCUCUCCAGGAGCUAGAGAAUGGUGUUGCCAGCUGUGGAGAUGAUGCAGACAUGAGGUUCAGCUACGGAAACACCUGUAGCUUCAGCUGUGCACCUGGCUACCAACUGGUGGGGCCGAGCAGGGUGACAUGCACAUCAGCAGCUGAGUGGAGUGAGAAGAUGCCUCGCUGUGAAGCAAUCACUUGCAAGGUUCCAGAGGGAGAUGCUCCCCUGAUCACCCAGUGCAGCCAGCCUUUGACUGAACUGCGGCCAGACUCCAAUUGCAGCUUCAGCUGUGAAGAAGGCUUUGAACUGCAGGGUGCGAAAAUCAUUCAGUGUUCUGAGGACGGACAGUGGAGCGAAGCCAUACCUACCUGCAAUGUAUUAGGAUGUCCUGCUCCCGAGAUUCCAACAAGUGCCAAGAUCAACUGCAGGCCCUCCCCAUCUUCACCUGCCUCUACUGUGACCCCACAUCCACUUGGUAUGGUCUGCAGUUUUACAUGUGAUGAAGGCCAUGAGCUGCAAGGUGCUCUCAGUAUGGAGUGUGUAAAUCCAGGCCAGUGGAGCUCCGUACCACCAACCUGCACAGCACUGAGAUGUCCGUUGCUGAAGGCUCCUGAAAACGGUCAGAUCAACUGCUCAAACAGUGAACCAGUGUACAACUCACAGUGCUACUUCACAUGCAAUCAAGGCUACUCAUUAGAUGGACAUGAGCUGCUGACCUGUGAUACUUAUGGCAAUUGGACUGGAAAGAAUCCCACCUGCCAAGCUCCAGCUCCUGUUACUGCCAUUGCUUCUGCUGUGACAGCAGGGGGCGCCCUCUCAUUAAGUGGUGUGCCUUUGGCCAUAUGGUUACUGAAACGAAUGAAGCAGAAAGCCAACAAGUUUGAGCUGAGUAGCAACUCUGACAUAACGGCCCCUCAAGAGUUCUUCAAAAACAGCUCAGCAAAGCAGAGUAAAUGCAUCAACACAAAGGAGAAACUGAGGAUAGAUCGAAUGAUGUUUGAAGAAUCUUUUGAUACUAGACAAAGCCUGCAUCGCAGGGUGAUUAUAGCUGCAUUCAUUUUAUUUGUCCAAGACCUGAGCAGCAGAGGAGGAGCACAAGCAUGGACCUACAGCUACAGCACCAGUCCAAAAAGAUGGCAUGAAGCCAAAAAGUUGUGCCAGGACCGCUCUGCAGAGAUGGUGGUCAUCCAGAACCAGGAGGAGACUGUUUUCCUCAACAAUCUGCUGCCAUUUAACCAAAGAUAUUACUGGAUAGGCAUUCGCAAACAAGGUGAAGACUGGAUCUGGGAUCGAACUAAUGAGAAGGUGCCUGAAGAGGCUCAGAAUUGGGCAUUAAAUGAGCCAGAUGAUGGAGCUGGUCAGGACUGUGUGGAGAUUUAUAUUAAGAGGGCGGAUGACACGGAUAAGUGGAACAAUGAUAACUGUCGUAAGAGGAAGGGAACCAUCUGCUAUACUGCAUCUUGUAUGCAGGAUUCCUGCAGUGCUCAUGCAGACUGUGUGGAGACCAUUGGGAACUAUACCUGCCAGUGCUAUCCUGGUUUCCAAGGGUCGCGCUGUGAAGAGGCAAUCGCAUGCGAACCCUUGCUGGAUCCAGAACAAGGUUAUCACUACUGCCACGCUGACCCCUACGGGCCCAAUCAUUUCAACUCUUCCUGCCUUUUCAACUGUGAACUUGGCUUUCAAUUGGUAGGCGUACCUCAACUUCUAUGCCAAGCCAGCGGUCACUGGAACAACCCUGUUCCUCUGUGUCAAGCUGAACAGUGUCCAGUUCUGAAUCACACCAGCAUCAGUGCGGGUAGUAUGACCUGCACCCACCCCAUUGCACCGUACAGCUACAACUCCACCUGUGAGGUCAGAUGUGAUGAAGGCUAUGAGCCCAGUGGACAAGACCAAAUACGUUGCGACCACACAGGCCAGUGGACAGCCAGUGUACCAUCAUGCACAAUGCAAAAGUGCUCCCCCAUUUUGUUUCCUGUUACGGGCAACAUGAAAUGUGUGGACAUUCUGGAGCCUUUCUCCUUUGGCUCACGGUGUAACUUCACCUGUCAGGAAGGUUACUACCUGACUGGAGACAACACACUUACCUGUCUGGCCUCGAAACAAUGGAGCAAACCUACACCCACAUGCACAGUGGUGCAGUGCAACAGUUUAAAGGCUCCCCUCAAUGCCUCUAUUCAAUGCCAGGACCCUAUAGGAGUAUACAGUUAUGGCUCAAUAUGCACCGUGCAGUGUGAAGAAGGAUUUGAUCUGAUUGGCACAAACAGGACAAAAUGUUCCUCACAUGGCAACUGGACUCAUGCACUUCCUGUUUGCCAAGCUAAGAAGUGUGAUCCAUUAAAUCUUCCUCAUGGAUCCAUAUCCUGUUCUGACCCAAAUGGUUCCUUCAGUUUUGGUUCUCGGUGCACGGCAACCUGUGACAAAGGCUUUCUGUUGAAUGGGACAUCCAACACUGAGUGCAAUUCCCUGGGCAUAUGGAGUCCAGAUAUACCACAUUGCUUGGUUAAACGAUGUCACACUCUGAACCCUCCGUCUCAUGGCUCCUUGCUCUGUUCUAAUCCCCAUGAAGAGUUUAGUUUUGGUUCCUGGUGCAACAUAACAUGUGAUGACGGCUUUGUAUUGAAUGGGACUACUGACACAAAGUGCACCUCUGUGGGCACAUGGAGCACAGACAUGCCUUGUUGCUUAGCCAAGAGAUGUUCCACUCUGAGCUCUCCAUCUCAUGGCUCCUUAUCCUGCUCUCAUCCCAAUGAAGAGUUCAGUUUUGGUUCUCACUGCAAUGUAACAUGUGAGGAGGGUUUUGUCCUUGAUGGAACGGCAGACACAGAAUGCACUUCCUUGGGCAAGUGGAGUGCAGACAUGCCACAUUGCCUAGCUAUGAAAUGUCCCACUCUGAACUCUCCGUCUCAUGGCUCCUUAUCCUGCUCUCAUCCCCAUGAAAAGUUCAGUUUUGGUUCUCGGUGCACAUCAACCUGUGAGGAGGGUUUUGUCCUAAAUGGGACGGCAGACACUGAGUGCACCUCUCUGGGCACAUGGAGUCGAGAUGUACCACAUUGCUUGGCUAAACGAUGUCACACUCUGAACCCUCCGUCUCAUGGCUCCUUGCUCUGCUCUAAUCCCCAUGAAGAGUUUAGUUUUGGUUCCUGGUGCAACAUAACAUGUGAUGACGGCUUUGUAUUGAAUGGGACUACUGACACAAAGUGCACCUCUGUGGGCACAUGGAGCACAGACAUGCCUUGUUGCUUAGCCAAGAGAUGUUCCACUCUGAGCUCUCCAUCUCAUGGCUCCUUAUACUGCUCUCAUUCCAAUAAAGAGUUUAGUUUUGGUUCUCACUGCAAUGUAACAUGUGAGGAGGGUUUUGUCCUUGAUGGAACGGCAGACACAGAAUGCACUUCCUUGGGCAAGUGGAGUGCAGACAUGCCACAUUGCCUAGCUAUGAAAUGUCCCACUCUGAACUCUCCGUCUCAUGGCUCCUUAUCCUGCUCUCAUCCCCAUGAAAAGUUCAGUUUUGGUUCUCGGUGCACAUCAACCUGUGAGGAGGGUUUUGUCCUAAAUGGGACGGCAGACACUGAGUGCACCUCUCUGGGCACAUGGAGUCGAGAUGUACCACAUUGCUUGGCUAAACGAUGUCACACUCUGAACCCUCCGUCUCAUGGCUCCUUGCUCUGCUCUAAUCCCUAUGAAGAGUUUAGUUUUGGUUCCUGGUGCAACAUAACAUGUGAUGACGGCUUUGUAUUGAAUGGGACUACUGACACAGAGUGCACCUCUGUGGGCACAUGGAGCACAGACAUGCCUCGUUGCUUAGCCAAGAGAUGUUCCACUCUGAGCUCUCUGUCUCAUGGCUCCUUAUACUGCUCUCAUCCCAAUGAAAAGUUCAGUUUUGGUUCUCACUGCAAUGUAACAUGUGAGGAGGGUUUUGUCCUGGAUGGAACGGCAGACACAGAAUGCACUUCCUUGGGCAAGUGGAGUUCAGACAUGCCACAUUGCCUAGCUAUGAAAUGUCCCACUCUGAACUCUCCGUCUCAUGGCUCCUUAUCCUGCUCUCAUCCGCAUGAAAAGUUCAGUUUUGGUUCUCGGUGCACAUCAACCUGUAAGGAGGGUUUUGUCCUAAAUGGGACGGCAGACACUGAGUGCACCUCUCUGGGCACAUGGAGCAGAGAAAUACCCCACUGUCUGGCACGCCAAUGCCCCCUCCUGGUGAAGGCUCCACAACAUGGGAGGAUGAACUGCAUCCAUCCAUACUCCCAUUUCAGUUAUAGCUCCCACUGUGACUUUGAUUGUAAUGAGGGUUUCUGGCUGAGAGGAGCAUCAGUUAUCACAUGCAACAACUCAGGCCUCUGGAGUCAGGAACUACCUACCUGCCAGCCCGUACAGUGUGAGGCCAUUCGUGCCUUGCCCCUUCACCUGUCUCUGAACUGCUCCCAUCCUCUGGGUAACUUCACCUUUGGCUCCCAGUGUCUUUUUAUCUGUAAAGAGGGAUUCUCCCUGAAUGGCAAAGAGGCACUGUCCUGCUCCUCCACUGGGUUCUGGAGUCACAGUGUGCCUAACUGCACAGUAGAAGGUAUGCCGUUGGGGACUGCCAUGCUGAUGUAUACAGGUAUAGGAGCAGCUGCUGUUGCUGUGCCACUUGCCCUGAUAGGACUGGGUUUUUUGAUAAUGAUGCUAUUAAAGAAAAAAGGAAAAACAAUCAUAUCUGAUGCACCAGCAUGGGCAGAAAUGGAGAAUCCAGCGUUUGAAUUUUGAUUAUCUGAGACUUAAUUUUGCAGCAAAACAUUUCAUAUUCUAUGUAUAUUCUGCAACCGAUUAUUACAUGCAACUUAGUCGUAGUUAUUGUAUGAUACUGGUACCAAAUGAUUACAGUGGAAUUAGAGCUUCAACUGUGAUUUCAACUUCCAAUCAGAUUUUCAGAAUCCAAAUCAUGAUCCACAAUUCAGUUUAAUAGUUUGUGUGCAGCUGUGAUUUGUGUCCUGCUAUGUAUAUUUCUUAACUGUCAAUAAACUAUCAACAAUU
Molecule: messenger RNA, 6632 nt
Organism: Larimichthys crocea (large yellow croaker)
Lineage: Eukaryota; Metazoa; Chordata; Actinopteri; Sciaenidae
Gene: sele
Product: selectin E
Exons: 37
Coding region: 105-6365 (2086 amino acids)
Biological process (GO): cell adhesion
Cellular component (GO): membrane
Molecular function (GO): calcium ion binding
Source: RefSeq, a predicted model, not a curated record